AUGGAAAUCCUUCCAGAUGGUGUCACCAGUUCAGAGAGUGACACUUCAGACUGUCGACAGUUGUGCUUGUUUGUGUUUAGUGUUCUUAGCCAGAUCUGGGGAGUGUUUAUCCUUUCUGGUGUUGGGUGCCUGAGAGGAUGCACAGAAAUAGUACCACAUAAGGGUAAGGAGAAGAAGGAAGAGCAGGUCAUCAGCUUGGGACCACAGGUUGCCGAAGGGGAAAAUGCGUUUGGCGUCUGCCAUAUCUUUGCUUCCUUCAAUGACACUGUCCGUGUAACUGACCUCUCUGGCAAGGAAACUGUCUGCCGAGUGGCUGGUGGUAUUCAGGUGAAGGCUGAAGACGAGUCUUUGCCCUCUGCUGCUAUGUUGGCAGCCCAGGAUGUUGCCCAGCGGCGCAAGGAGCUGGGCAUCACUGCCCUUCACAUCAAGCUGCGAGCUACAGGUGGAAAUAGGCCCAAGACUCCUGGACCUGGUGCCCAGUCAGCCCUUGGAGCUCUUGCUCGUUCUGGAAUGAAGAUUGGGCGCAUUGAGGAUGUCACCCCCAUCUCCUCUGACAGCACUCGCAGAAAGAGUGGUUGCCAGGGUCGUCGUCUGCAAACUGUGGCUGGCUUUUGUUUUGUGAUUAAAUCUCUCAAAGAAAAAACAACAAAAAAACCCAGCAGCCAAAAGGAACAGAUCAAUCAGCUGGGCUGUUUCCUUCACUGCCCCCAUGUUGUCUGCUGGAGGGUGAGCUCACUGCAGGGCCGUGGCCAUUGCAAAAUACAUCAAAAACUACCUCAGGGAAGGGCAGCUCCUUUUGUGUGGGACUUGGAUGGAAAGGAAUCUGUCUCAUCCGGAUGCAUCUUGGCAUAUGCAUAAGGUUAGGCAGACACU
Molecule: messenger RNA, 873 nt
Organism: Dermochelys coriacea (leatherback sea turtle)
Lineage: Eukaryota; Metazoa; Chordata; Testudines; Dermochelyidae
Product: 40S ribosomal protein S14-like
Biological process (GO): translation; ribosomal small subunit assembly; maturation of SSU-rRNA from tricistronic rRNA transcript (SSU-rRNA, 5.8S rRNA, LSU-rRNA)
Cellular component (GO): ribosome; cytosolic small ribosomal subunit
Molecular function (GO): mRNA 5'-UTR binding; structural constituent of ribosome; small ribosomal subunit rRNA binding
Source: RefSeq, a predicted model, not a curated record